Messenger RNA from Rhizophagus irregularis DAOM 181602=DAOM 197198, 1647 nucleotides. RefSeq lists its product as uncharacterized. Lineage: Eukaryota; Fungi; Glomeromycota; Glomeromycetes; Glomerales; Glomeraceae. The record is from RefSeq and is a predicted model, not a curated record.
AUGGCAUGUUUAAAAUUUUUUUCAGGAGAUUUGCCUGAGUUAUUAAACGAAGUCAUACAAUAUUUUCAUUAUGAUUAUAAAACAUUACAUUCAUGCAUAUUAGUUAAUAGAUUAUGGUGUCGUUUAGCAAUCCCAUUAUUAUGGGAAGAUCCAUUUUCAAUUAAAUCCCCUAAAAAUUAUCGUUUUAUUGAAAUUUAUUUGAGUAAUUUCAGUAAUGAUGAUAAAACAAAAUUAAAUGAAUAUGUAAUUCAUAAUGACAUAUUUCCUUCAAAUACAUUAUUUAAUUAUCCUAAAUUUAUUCAACAUUUAGAUACAUAUAAAGUUUGUAAUACUAUUGGUAAAUGGAUUACCAGUAUUUCAAUAACAAGAGGGCAACAUUCCAAUUAUUCUAUGCGAAAUAUUAAUUUAUCAGCUUCACAAAUAUCAAACUUUACAAACCUAAUUUUUAAAUCAUUUUUUCUAAUAUUCAUUAAAAAUGAAGUUAAUUUGCAUAGUUUUGGAAUUACAAUAGAUAGUUAUAAAGAAACUGAAUGUUUUGAUACGACUUUUGAAUUAAUUUUACAAAAUACAAAUUUCUUUUUUAAUAUUAAAAAUUUAACACUUGAUUUGAUUGAAAUAACUGAUAAUAUAACAAAAUUUUUGGAAUUUCUCUGCUCUAAUUGUAAUUCAAUUUCAUCAUUUCAUUUUCUACUUCCAAUUAUAAAUAAUAGUCAUCCAAUAAUCGAAAAAAUUUUAUCACAAAUGAUUAAACUUCAAGAAAAUCUUAAAAAGAUUACAUUUGGUUAUGAUUAUAGUACCCCUUUAUCUCUAUUAUUAUCAUUAAAAAAUCCUAAUUGUUCAAACACAUUAAAUACAAUUAUAUUUUAUUCUAUUGAUUUUAGAAAUAUAAAUAUUCUAAGUGAAUUAUUUAAUCAUUUGAAUGUUUUAGAAUCAAUUCAUAUUGUUUAUUGUUAUUUCCUAGAUUCUAAAUUUAUUCAACAAAUUAAUAAUGUUACAAAACCAUUUAAAUUAAAAUCUUUAAUUUUGAAUCACAUAGAUGAAUUGUUAGAUCCAUUAAUACAAAAAUCUGGCAAUUAUUUAGAAAAUUUUAGAAUUCCAAAAUUUGGAUUACAACAAUUAUUACAACCAAUCAAAUUAUAUUGUAGCAAUAUUAAAUUUUUAUCUAUUCAACUACAUUAUAAGAAUAUUAAUUUAAUAUUCGAUUUAAUUAAAAAUAUUAAGCAAAAUCUUGAUUAUCUUAUUAUUGAUUCCUCUAUUAUCUUUCAAGUUUUUGGUGAUAUUAAAUUUAAUUCAACUGUAUUACAAAAUUUAGGACAAAUUCUUCCUCUUAAAUUAGAAUAUUUAAAUCUUAUAAUUAAUGAAAGUGAUUUAGAAAUAUUCUUAAAAAAUUCUCAAAAUACUUUUAUUAAAAAAUUGGCAAUUAGAAAUGCAAAGGAUGAUGGAAGUCAAGAUAUUUUACCCUAUAUAAAAGAAUAUAUAAUGAAAAAGAAAAGAGUUAAAUAUUUAGCUAUUUCAGGUAUUUUUCAUGAAAAAAGUGUUGAUUUGUUUUCUUUGAAAGAUGAAGUAAAGGAAUUUCAAUUAUAUGAUAUUCAAGUUCUAAAUUAUAAUGAUUCGGUUAUUGAUGUUUAUGAUUUUAUUAUAAAAUAA